GUGAGGCGGGUCGUGUGUGGAGAUGUGACAGGACUAGCGUCGCAUGUGGAGCAGGGCGGGGCUGCGCCUGCGCAAGAGCAGCCGUGGUGCGAGACCGCGCGCAGGCGCCCUGAACGGCUUCGUGCAGUCCGGCGGCUCCCGAGUAGGAGGCGGCGGCGGCGGCGGCAUCUGAGGCGCGGCCUAGCUUGUGAGGCGCGUUUUUUACCUCGUCAGCCUGGGUUCCGGCAACAACAUGAGUAUCGGCGGCUCGGAUCGGAACGAGGAGUUCUACCAGCAGCUGCGGCUGCAGGAGCUGUACGGCAAAAAGGACGAGGAAGGCGGCGAGGACCCUUUCACGUACACGGACCCGGCGGACGGGACGCAGUACGAGUGGGAUCGCGACAAGAGGGCCUGGUUCCCGAAGGUGAGGGGCGGGGCCUGUUCCCGUCAUGGCAUGGACAGGGAAAGACGCCGCCGCCGCUGUUUCUUUGCUUCUAAUUUCAUUACGUUUGUAUGCCGACUUUCAUCCAAAGAUCUCAAGGCGGUUCACAGCACAAAAACACAAAAUACAUAAUAUAAAAGCAAGAACCGGAGCAAAGUAUGACUUAGCUCUCGUUUAUUUCUGCUAUUUAUACAGUGGCCAAAAUGUUCUGAGUGCAGGUUAAUAAUGAUCAUGGUUAUAAUAAUAGUAAUAUUGGUGGCCCGGGUUUGUAUGGGGCCUUUUACAGGCUGGCCCAAAGGAGGUGAUGGAACCAAUGGUAGCUCGCUGUGACUUGUUUGCAAAACACUUUGAGCAUAAAAUUGCUUGCAUCCACCAAGACUUUGACUCUGCUGUUACAGCAGAUGAAUCUCAUGGGGUGUCCAGAGCACAGUCUAGUCCUGUUAUUGGAUGAGUUUCAGUUGGUAAGGCUUGAGGAUGUGGACAAGGUGCUCUGAUCAGUCAGGGCAACAACUUGCACUCUGGAGUCUAGACCCUCGCCCCUCUUGGCUGAUAAAAACCAGCAGGGAGGGAACAGCUGGGCCAGGGAGGUGAUCAAUGCCUCUUUAAGAGAGGGGGGUGGUCCCUGCCUGUUUGAAAGAAGCAGUGGUAAAACCACUCCUUAAGAAACCUUCCCUGAAUUCAGAAAACCUAACUAACUACUGGCCAGUUGCUAAUCUUCUUUUCCUGGGCAAGGUUCUAGAGUGAGUAGUCACGGACCAGAUCUAGGCGCUUUUGGAAGAAACUGAUUUUUCUGGAUCAAUUUCAAUUGGGGUUUAGGCACAGUUUUGGCACAGAAACUGCUUUGGUCACCCUGUAUGAUUUCUGUCAAGAGAGAGAGAAGGGAUACAUUUCCCUGUUAAUUGUUCUCGACCUCUCAGCGGCUUUCGAUACCAUUGACCAUGGUAUCCUUCUGGAGUGACUCUCCAAACUAGGGGUGUGUGGCAACACUUUGCGGUGGUUCCAAUCCUACUUGGAUGGCCGUUCCCAGAGGGUGCUACUUGGGGAAUGCUUUUCAACCCCGUGGAACCUUCAGUGUGGGGUUCCACAGGGCUCAAUCCUAUCCUCCAUGUUGUUUAACAUCUGCAUGAAACCACUGGGUGGGGUUAUCCAGAGGUUUGGAGUAUUUUUUUGUCAGCAGUAUGCUGAUGACAGUUAGCUCUAUUUCUCCUUUAUAUCUGCAGGUGAGGCAGUGGAAGUGCUGGACCAGUGUCUUGCCUUGGUAAUGGAUUGGAUGAGAGCCAACAAACUAAAUCUCAAUCCAGAUAAGACUAAGGCACUGUUAGUGGGUGAUUCCCCAGACCAGAUGACUGGGACAUCGCCUGCUAUUGAUAGGGUUACACUUCCUCUCAAGGAGCAGGUUCGCAGCUUGGGGGUACUCUUUCACCCUUUGAUGUUGCUGGAGGCUCAGGUGGCCUCAGUGGUCCGGAGUGCGUUCCAUCAGCUUCAGCUGUUGUCUAUGCUCUGGUAACUUCAAGGUUAGAUUAUUGCAAUGUGUUAUACGUAGGGCUGCCUCAGAAACUUCAGCUAGUGCAGAAUUCAGCAGCCAGGUUGCUCAGAGCAAGACGGUUUGAGCAUAUUACACUGAUCCUGGUCUGACUGCACUGGCUACCAAUUAGUUUCCAAGCCCAAUUCAAAGUGCUGGUUUUGACCUAUAAAGCUUUAAACGGUUCAGGACCACAAUACCUCAAGAACCGCCUCUUCCAUAUGAACCUACCCGGACUCUCAGAUCAUCUUCUGAAGCCCUCCUUCGUGUGCCUCCUCCUUGAGAGGACUGGAGGGUGAAAGCAGGAGAACGGGGCCUUUUCUGCAGUGACUCCCUGUCUGUGGAAUGCUUUCGCCAGGGAAGUUCACCUGGCACUUUCAUUAUACACCUUUAGGUGCCAGGCAAAAAUGUUCCUUUUUAACCUUUGGUUGAGCGGAUUGACAUCCAACAUCCUGUACCCUUUUAAAAUGCGGCUCUUUUUUUGGGGGGGGGUGUUAUUGGGUCAUUGUUCUUAUUUUGAUUUUAUAUAUUGUAAUCUUUUCUGUGAACUGCCCUGAGACCUCUGGGUAUAGGGCAGUAUAUAAAUUUAAUAAACAAAUAAAUAAAAUUAACAGCCCAGCAAUAUCUGCAGAGCCAAAGCCCACCCCCCGCAGCCCCAGGUCCACUUAGAGCUAGGGUACAGUUAAGGAAUCAUAAUCAUAAUACAAAUAAGUGGUGUUAAUGUUAGCCAAGCUUUUUGCUUUGGGGCUGUUCUUAAUAUUCUCUGAAUUGGACUGGUAGUUUUUGCCUGGUGUGCUUUGCAGUGCAGCAAUUCCUCCCUCCCAGGAAAUACAAAUUGGAGAUCUAUGUCUUUUACUUUUAUUUCAUGUGGAAAAAUUCCAUGUAUGCCUGGUCCCCACAUUGGCAGAGUUAAUUAAUGUUUAUAUGCAAAUUUACUUUGGAGUGACCUUUGUCCGUUUUGUGUUUUAGUAUGUGAAUUAUAAAACUUACUUUGAAGAAGAAAAACACUAUUUCAAAAAGGUCUUGAUUUGCAGUCUAUUGACAGUAGUGCAGUAAUUUCCCUCACAGCUCAGUUGCCACGGCAGCCACUGUGGAGAAUUAUCUUAAUGUUUUAGAUUGACAUGUGCCCUGUGGAUGCGGGCUGAAUCAGUGAUGUAAAAUAUUUUCAAAGUUUGUUUUGAUGCCAUGUAGCUAAUAAUAAUAAUUUUAUUAUUUGUAUCCCAUCCAUCUGUACAUGCAUUUGUCUUUGAAGACAACACUUUGUGUUUCGUAAUUGAUUUUAGAAUUUUAGAAUUUUCAGUGAAAUUUGUAAAGAGGAAAGUAAUAGUAAUAAUAAUAAUGGAAUAGGAAUAUAAGAAGAGCCUGCUGCAUCAGGCCAAUGACACUUAUAAAUCCAGCGUCCUGUUCCCACAGUGCCCAACCGGAUGCCCCCGUGGGAAACCCUCAAGCAGGGCCCCAGCACAGCAGCCCUCUCAUCUCCUACUGUGGUUUCCAGCAACUGGGUAUUGAGAAGCCUUUCUGCCUCCCAACUGUGGUGGCAGAGUAUAUCCAUUGUGGCUGGUGGCCAUAAUGAUAGCAUUACUGUCCACAAAUCCUCUUUUAAAGCCUGUUCCAUAAAGUGAGUUCCAUAGUUUUAAGGAAGUGCUGUGUGAAGACUUUAUCUGUGCUGAAUUUUCCAAGAGGAAGGUGGGUGAGUGAAGCUCUUGGGGCUCUCCUACUAUUCGUAUUAAUAUGAGUACAAUAGUGUAACUCCAAAGUAUCUCCUAAAAAGAUCAACAUUAACAAAUGAAACUAAAUAGGGGAAAUACUUUUUAAUGUUCAUUUGAUAAAGUAACCUAUAAGGAAACACUAUUGCAUUAUGCUAGGGGUGGCUAAUCUUUGGCUUUCCAGAUGGUAGCUGAAUUUUAAUUCCCAUCAACCCCAAGUAGCAUGGCCAGUGCUCAGGGAUGAGGAGAGCAGGAGUCCAGCAGCAUCUGGAAGGCAACAAGUUAGCCACCUCUGUAUUAAACAAUGCCAUGCCCUUUUGAAUUUUGUAAGGGGUUGUCCUUAUAAGUUUUAUAAAUAGAUAAAAUUAUAAUGAAAAAAAAUGCUACAAAGAACAAUUUAGAAGGAAUAAAAAGAUGGCAUUGCAUCAAUGUCAUAUUUUGUUUCAGAUACGGUGAAGUACCUGCAAAGAAUUGCACAGGUCAGACAUAAUUUCUCUUCCACCCCCCUUCCCCAUUUCCAGUUUCUUGGGAGAGAAACUGUUCUUCACUUUAUACUUGUGCUCCUUUGCUCAGCCAAAAGUUGGGUGGGGAGCUCAUCAUCCUUGUCCAAUAGGGGAUGUACACUUGCCACAGUGAACAGGCCUGUAGAUCCCUUCUUAGGGUAGUUCACUGUUACAUUGGAAAGUUAAAAACAACAUAUAGUAACAAAAAGGUAAAGAGCUCUUUCCCCUUCUUAACACCAAGCAGUAGUCUAGGUGAAGAGAUUUUUUAUUUAUCCAGACUUUCUAGCUGUUUUUUGAAAUCCUGGCUGUAAAUUAUUUUAUGCUGCCUCUGUGCAAGGAGGUUACUUACUUUUUUAAAAAAACUGUUAUUGUACAGGGUGAGUCCUUUAAAAGAGGCCCCAUGGAUACAGAGUACACAUGUUCCACGGGGCCUCUUUUCAAAGACUCAUCCUGUAUAAAGCACAUUCUAUAUUUUUCUGUUUGCUGCCUCGGGAAUGCUUAUUAAUAGGUUGUCAAAUGUUGUUCAUUCAGGAUAAAUAUAAAUCAUUAGGGACUUAAUCUCUUAGAUAUGCAAAGCUGCUGUGGUUCACAAAAUGACUUGUACUGAUGUACCUAUAGCAGCAUCCUUAUACCUUGUAUACCAGCUGGCUGGGACUGAUGGCAACUGUAGUGUGAAACUGCUGGAGAGCACCAUAUUGAGGAAGGCUGUUAUAAAAGAUGCAUGUUUGUCCUCCUAUACUGUCAUUUGCAGUUCCAUUAUGAAAGGCCUCUGCCCCAUAAUUUAAAAAAUAGAACAUGAUCAUCAUGAUUUGUUUCAGUGUUUAGAUUGGUACAUUUAUCACAUGUAGUAGCUCUGGGGAGCAGGUGGCGCUGUGAUCUAAACCACUGAACCUCUUGGGCUUCCUAAUUGCAAAGUCGACAGUUCGAAUCCGCAUGCCAGGGUGAUCUGCCGUUGCUCUGUCCCAGCUCCUGCCAACCUAGCAGUUCAAAAGCAUGCCAGUGCAAGUAGAUAAAUAGGUACCACUGUGGCAUGAAGGGAAAUGGCAUUUCCGUGUGCUCUGGCACUCGUCACAGUGUCCUGUUGCACCAGAAGCUGUUUAAUCAUGCUGGCCACAUGACCUGGAAAAACUGUCUGCAGCCAAUCACCAGCUCCCUCAGCCUGAAAGCGGAGCUGAGCGCUGCACACCAUAGUCAAAUUCGACAGGACUUAACCAUCCAAGGGUCCUUUACUUUUACUUUUACGUAGUAGCUCAGACGGAAUCCCUUAUCUAUCUCUACUCUGAAUUCUCUUUUAGGUUACUGAAGAUUUCCUGGCAACAUAUCAUGCUAACUAUGGCUUCCCCACUGAAAGUUCAGAUAAUUCAUCUGCAUCUCUUACAAAGACUGAAUCUAAAACUCCUAAAGAUUCAAAGAAUACCAAGAUCCAGCAGCCAACAGAUCCAAAAGCAUCUCAGGCAACAGAUCUUAAACAAAGAGGAGAGAAAAGGAAACCUGAUGCAGGCAUGUUGUGCAUGACUUAGAAGUAGUCUGCUGCUCAAGAAGAAAUGUCUAUUUCUGUGGAGUUGAGCAUUUAACAGCUUCAGUGGCAAUGUUGCAUGCAUCUUCAUACUGAAAGAUCUCAUUACCACUCAGAAAGACUACUUAAUCUCUUCUGAAAGUCUAAAUUUUAAAGAAUCAAAUGACAGGCAACUUUUAAUGAUUUGUGAUCUUUGGUAAAGCUGCAUAAAUGUGAAUAUAGGAAGCUGCCUUAGGUCAUGUCAGACUGUCUGUCUAGCCCAAUAGUGUCAGCUCUGAUUGGCAGCAGUUCUCUAUGGUCUCAUGUGAAUUUCUGUGGUCUCAUGUGCUGGUUUAGAACUGCAACAUAACUAAUCUAAUCAUGAUCUGCUCCUUAGGAUGGUUUCAUGUUGAAGAACAGAGAAACACAAAUGUAUAUGUGACAGGUAAGAAAAAAAACUCUUGGCAUUUGCAGAUUGCUGAAGAUGCAUUGGGAAGCCUUAUGGUUGAAAGUCAAACCUUAUGGUUAGGAAGACAGAUGUAUCUGAAUAUACUUUAAAAAUAUAUUAUUUUACUUUGGAUUGCAUAAAAGCUUUGCAGUGGAGCAAAACCUUUCUGGAAGUUGAAGAAGAGAAAAAUGAUGGAAUUUUAUUCAGGAUUUUAAUACAGUUUAGCUGGCUGGAAUAUAGGAAAUAAAAUAAAAUAAAAUAAAAUAAUAAAACAAAACAAAACAAUACCACCAGGGAAAUUGUAGGUGGGUAACGCUAACAACAAAAUAACCUAUUAAAAACUGGGUUCUGUGCGUAUAUUUGAGAAACACGUAACAGAAAUUAUUACGCAGAAGUUAUUUAUGCUGAAAUGUGUGAAUUUUUUGUCAGCCUCCUACCUUCUCCAUUGCUUUUCUGCUUAACUAUAAUUGAGAGCCACACUUUGUCCAUUUAGUGGUGAUAUGGAUACUACUGACUCUUAGGCAAGUGGGACCUGCAACUGCUAACAAAUCCCCUUUAGGCAAGUUCAUUCCAUCCAAGUUAGAAAGCUGUCUUAUAGCAAGUCAGGCCAUUCGUCCAUCCAACAGAAAAAUGCCUACGCUGCCAGUGGCCCUCUAGGUUUCUGAAGAGCCUUUCCAGCCCUCUCUGGGGAUGCCAGGGGUUGAAUCUGGGACCUUCUGCAUACAAAGCAUGUGAAUUAUGACCCCUUUCUGUUGUUCAACACUUGCGAAGUGCUUACAAUUUUCUAAGUACUGUAUGGAUAUUAAAAGUUAAGAAAGUUGCUGCCUGCAGGCUUACAAUCUGACAUAUUUCUGUUGAAAUACAAAAAGUAUAUACGUUAAUGAAAUGGGGAAAUAAAAGAAAAUUAGGCGUGGAACAGCUAUACUUUAGCAGCUGUUGAAUGGGACCAGAUUGAUCUCUCUCUUGCUCCAGAUCUCUUGGUGGGUAGCAGAAGCCAGAGUGUGUCUCUCUUCAGCUCUGCAUCCCUGAUGCAGUUCUCCAGCUUACGUCAGUUGUCCAUAAAACCUUUUUUGUGGCACUGAAACACGAGGACUGUGACUCCUUUCCUUCCUAGUACCCCCUCCUGCAACUUCUGCUCCCGUCCUCUCUGCUCCUGAACGUGUCAAAGCAGAGUUGAUGUUUGAAGUUCCAGAUGCUUUCCAUGGAUUCAUUCUGGAAGGCUCCUCUGGGUCAGGAUCAUCAGAUUUCAACUCUGGAAAAGGGAGGGAGAGUGAGCUGUGCUUCAUGACCUCCCUGAAUACCGCAAGAAAUACCUGCUUUCAUUAAAACAAUUCACUGCAUGGCACAUACUUUGGGAUCUUCCACUGUGUUCUUAAGUCCAAAAGCCAGGAGAUAAUGCCAGAAAGCGUGUGAGUAGGGAAGACUAAAGGUAUAUUGAAGAACACCAGGAACCUUGUGAUGAGUUAGAAUCCUCUAUUUUAUUCUUCUGUAUAAAUUGAUUUUGUGAAGUUGGCAGGUGUAUUUCUUGCAAUUGUUUAAAUUUAUUUCCACAGGUUUGCCACCAGACAUUACGAAAGAUGAGUUUGUGCAGGUUAUGUCAAAAUGUGGUAUUGUUAUGCGUGAUCCACAAACAGAGGAGCCUAAAAUUAAACUUUACAAAGACAAAGAAGGAAAUCUUAAAGGAGAUGGGCUCUGCUGCUACUUAAAGGUUAGUUGUAUGCUUCAGUUAUACUUUCACAAUGAUGCUUUCAGCCUUUCACUUGUCUCUUUGUUACUUUGAAUUUUAUUUUUAUUUUGAGCAGUCACUGGGACUUCAAGGUAGCUUAUUAUGGUAAUUUUUUUUGUAAGUUUUACCUCUUCACAAGCCAGACUUUGUUGUUUAGUUGGAAGGUAAGAGUCCUUCCACCUAAGUCUGAAUUACCUCUUCUAAUUUUUUGUUUUUAUUUUUAAUAAUAGAGAGAAUCUGUUGAAUUGGCAUUGAAACUAUUGGAUGAAAAUGAAAUUAGAGGCUACAAAUUGCAUGUGGAAGUUGCACAGUUUCAACCAAAGGGGGAGUACGAUGCCAGCAAGAAGAAAAAGAAAUGCAAGGACUACAAAAAGAAGCUGUCUCAACAACAAAAGUGUGUAGUCAUUUCUGUAAAUAAAAUUGGCUUUUACAUUACUGGGAGGAAAUAUACAGGCUAAAACCUGAAAUCUAAAAAUAUGUCAUUCAUUUAAACCAGUGAAACAAAGUUUCUAAACUGUCUGGCACACCUUGCAGUUGGCUGUUAUACCUUUUAUGAUUUCUAAACUUCAGGAUAUUUUGUUGAUACUGAGUGUGCUGUCGUUUAAAGCUAUGUCCACGCUUAUUUUUAUAUUAAGUAGAGUAAGCCUGCAGCAAUACAUGCUUGGCAAAAAAAGCAAGAAGAAUUGUAAAAAUGAAAAAGUAGGUAGAUGUCAGGGGAAAAAUACUUUGACAGUUGCACCUGGCCUUGCAUCCGGUAUGUUUUGACUAUAUGUGAUAUUGGCUUUAGGCGCGAUCUCCAGAAUGUAACCUCCAUGUAAGUUGAGGGCUUACUCUAGUGGUGUGACAUUUUUACCACAGUUUUUUUUUUUACAGCAGCUGCCUGAUACCUUUAUCUCAAAAGCUGCUCCAAAUUUCACAAGGGACUAGCUUCAAACUAAAUAUAUACUGCUGGUGCUGAGUUCAGUGGGGCUUAGCCCGAGGUAAGUGAGUAUGGGAUUGCAGCCUUCUUUAAAUUGCCAGAGACUUAAAUCAGGUGGUUUUCCAAUAGUUUUUCAGAUUCAGGUUGCUAGCUUCAUUAUGUGUUAUGAAAUAACUGCCGGUGCUGAGACCUUGAUUUAGGAAAUAUCAAAUUUAAUGGUUUUUUCCCAACAAACUCUUAUAGAAACUGAAGAGAUCAGCCCCAACCCCUUACUAUUGCUUCAUUUCAUUAGACUGCUGGAUUGGAGACCGGAGAAGAAAGAUGGCAGUGUUCGAAUGCGGCACGAGCGUGUUAUCAUUAUCAGGAACAUGUUCCACCCAAGCGAUUUUGAGGUAGGGAAGCACAUCACACCCCCCCCUUUUUUUAAUGGAAGGCACAAAAGCUGGGAAUGGCAAGUGCAGGUAGUCAUGCUAGGAAAAGAAUCUAAACUGAAACUGCAGCAUGCCUUUUAGGACCAACUAAUAAUAAUAAUAAUAAUAAUAAUAAUAAUAAUUUUUAUUUAUACCCUGCCCUCCUCAGCCAAGGCCAGGCUCAGGGCAGCUAACAAGCAAUAAUAAAAACAAGUUGAAUGAAUACAACAUAAAAACAAGAUUAAAAGAUAACAAUUAAAAUAUUGGAACAUUAAAAUAUUAAAAUGCAGCCUCAUCACAGGAGGAGAAAGGAAAAAGAAAAAAGAAAGAGGGGGAGGGAAUCAAAUUGGCUCCAAGCCAAAGGCCAGGCGGAACAACUCUGUCUUACAGGCCCUGCGGAAAGAAAUCAGAUCCUGCAGGGCCCUAGUCUCAUGAGGCAGAGCCAGAGUUGAAAAGGCCGUGCUCUAGCUGAGGCUAAUCUAACUUCCUUAGGGCCUGGGACCACUAGGGUGUUGCUAUUUUUGGACCUUGAGGCUCUCUGUGGGGCAUACGGAGAGAGGCGGUCCCGUAGGAACGAGGGUCCUAGGCCGUGAAAAAGAUACAUGAUAGGUAUCUGAAGAAGUGUGCAUGCACACAAAAGCUUAUAUUUAGAACAAACUUAGUUGGUCUCUAAGGUGCUACUGGACUAUUUUUAAAUUUUUUAUUUUGACUGUGUCAGACCAACAUGGCUACCUACCCGAAUUUAAAGAUGUGGUUCUUUUAAUUCUAAGAAAAUAUUGUAAAAGGAUAUUUUAUUUCAUGUAUACUUUGUUCAUUUAUACCACUUGUUCUUUUUCACAUGGGCAACACAGUAGCCCUGCUAAGAUUCCAUUAAUGUUGGCCAGGAGCAUUCUGUCCUGUAAGGAAGACGUUUUUCUUUUGGAGUUAUGCUUUGAGCAUCAGAUGAAUAUGAAACCCAUUUUCAAUAAUACUCAUUAAACAGUUUGGCCAGGAUUGGCUUAGUGUCUCAGGAUGGUAUAGCCAGUAUGUGGAAAUUCUUGUUUCUGAAGCAUUGUUGGAAAAUGCUUUUAAGACGUAAUCUUGUAACUGGAUCUUUUUGCAGGAAGAUCCUUUAGUGCUAAAUGAGAUAAGAGAAGAUCUUCGGACAGAAUGUGAAAAGUUUGGACAAGUAAAGAAAGUCAUUCUAUUUGACGUAGGUAAUUUUACAUGAUCGUAGUUGUUAGCUGUAUGUAGCAGAUACUUAAAUUGUAUUCAGUGUUAAAUAUUUUGCUUUUUUUUUUGAGAAACUGUUUUAGAAGAAGUUUAGAUUGACUGCCAGAUACGUUUAAAGUUUCUUGGAUUUAAAAUGCUUCACUUUAUUAAUAAAUAGCCCCCAUCCUCCUGAGCUGCUCAGGGUGGUAUUUCUCUGUCUUCUUCCUCUCCUCUUGAUCCUCACAGCUAUCCUGCAAGGUAGGUUAGAUUGAGAGAUCACCAAGACACCAUUGUGUCUGAACAGGGAACGGAUUCUAGGUCUCCCAGGUAGAAAAUCUAUUAUUCCGUCUAGUACACCAUACUAAACAGACAGAUAGUCAGUGAAGAUGGUGCCUCGCAAGAAUGUGUUUAAGCAGCUAUAGAAUUCUGAUGUUGAUACUGCCAUUGUAAGUAUAUAGGCUGACAAAUAUUUAAGAUAUUCAGGAAUAUGGUGUGAUGAUAGCCAUCUCGUAAUGUUUUCAGAGUUUCUUUCUUUCUGGAAGUGAUUCUCUGGUACCAUGGUACUUUUAUAGUGUUCUUGCUCUUGAAGUCCCAGUAGUCUUCUACAAUCUGUCAUUAUGUUUAAGCGUAUAAAGGCCUAGAUUGGAUUUGAUAGCCUCUGGCUCUCUUUUGUUUUUAUAGAGGCACCCAGAUGGUGUUGCUUCUGUGUCAUUUAAAGAAGCAGAAGAAGGAGAUGUCUGCAAACAGGCACUCAACGGGCGAUGGUUUGGUGGACGUCAGCUCUCUGUGGAGACAUGGGAUGGUGUAACAGAUUAUCAGGUGUGUCUCUAAUAAUAAUAAUAAUAAUAAUAAUAAUAAUAACUUAUUGUUUAUAUCCUGCCCAUCUGGCUGGGUUUCCCCAGCCACUCUGGGCAGCUUCCAACAAAACACUAAAAUACAAUAACCUAUUAAACAUUAAAAGCUUCCCUAAACAGGGCUUUUAGCUGUUUGAGAGAUAUUUGAAACUAUGUCUGUAUAUGAUGCAUUACAUAGAGGCUGCUUUCAUACUGUAGGUUAGAAACCAACACAUCCCCUCUGGCCGGCUAGCCCAGGGUGAAAGCUCUGGAUCUCAGGCAUUCAUAAUCACAACGGAGAAUUGGAAAUUUGAGUACUUUAUAUUUUCAAAGCACUUUCUCACUUUAAGUUUUGCUCUGCAGUCAUGAUUCCAAUAAAAAUUUUGGUUCCCUGCCCCCCCGCGGGAAUGAGCCCGUUUUUGAAGUGGUGCAACAAAGCAUGUCCCUUUUAACCCAUAACAAAAAAAAAGAGUCACCUUAAAUUUAGCCAGUGGCAUAACAUGCUGUUACAUUCUCCCCUCAUCCCCUGGGCUCAUCCAGCUUAUUACUAUUAAUGCAGAGCUUUCCAUAUACAUGUUGUUUUACAAAGAAUGAGAAGAUUCUCAUGGUGGUGUAUAAUUCAGGAAACAAUAGAAGGGAGACAACAGAGGGGACAUAGGAGGAAAUGGUUAUAGACCACUGCAAGUCCCUUUGGGUUUGGUGCAGCUUACUUAUUAGCAAAGAUGUAUAGGAACAUUCUUUAGUUCCACAAAUCCCAUUUAUUUCAGUGGAAUUAACUUAGGAAUGAUUAACUUUUCAAGUUGAUUUGAGUGGGGCCAGUGUAAUUCACAGCACAGAUCUAUUCACAAGGAAGUCCCUUUGAGCUCAACAGGACUUACUUUUAGGCGAGUGUAUCCAGGAUUGCAAUCUAAAUUGAGUUGGAUCCCAAUUCAUCAUUUUGAAUUUUUAUUAAUUUGUUUUUGUUUGUUUAGUUUACCGUUUUUUAAUACCAUCAUAUAUAGAAGAUUAUUAGACACCUUAAACUGAGAUUAGGAUGGGUACAGAUAUUUAUUCUGUCAACUUGAGAUGAAGUGUGGUAUAUAAAUGUAAUAAAUAAGAGUUUUAAAAAUCUGGUCUUUCUUAUAGGUCAUACAUUUUAUGUGAUACUCACCUGAAUUUAGAUCUGAUGUUUAAAGCUUUGUAUACAGAAGACAUUGAAACUUAGGUCUGUCUCACACUUAAAUCCACUUAGGCUUUCAGCAGCCUUAAGUCUUCUUGUACUGUUUGUUCAUAAGAGUUUUAUUUGUGUGUGUUUUUAGUGCAGUUAAUUUACUUUAGGUUUGAGGGGCAUUCCUGCAAUAUAAAUGUAAUACUUAGCAUAGGUUUUGGUUAGGUUUCUGAAGCUUUGAUUAUUAAGUCACAAGCAGAAAGCUCCCCCACCCCCUUUUUGGCACAAAAACAUUUACAUAUACUUUCAUAUGUGAUCGCAGGUCGAGGAGACUUCAAGAGAAAGGGAAGAGAGACUGAAGGGUUGGCAGAAGUUUUUAGGUGAUCCAAAUACAGAAAUGCCGAAAACAGCAUCUGACGCAGAUUCUUCGGAAACUGGUGUCCAGCUCCCAGAAGGAGUUCAGCCAUCUAAAGAUAAUAGUGCAUCUGAGGGUGGCCCAAAGAGUGAAGCAGCUGAGAGAGGAGAUAAUGGCGAGCGUACCAACGAAGAUGUCACAGCAUCCACAGAUAGCAGCGUUGCAGGCAGUGACGAGGAAGCAGAGACCUAACGUCUUUAACUCAUUUGUAAAAGCAUGUAUGUAGGGUAACCUUUAGACCUCUCUUAUGCUGUGCUUUGAAGCAACUGCAGGCAGCAUUCAAAUGAAUAUAUAUGCAUUACCCUGUUAAGAUAUCAUCAGCGUGUUUUUGAAGUGUUUCAUUAAUAGCAGCAUUUAAUGAUCAUCUGCUGCUGCUGUCCAAGCUGUGUGUAUGUGUCCAUAAGUUGCCAAGAGCCUGCCUAACUGACCAGCUGUCUUACAUUAUACCUUUGCUUGUCAGUGUUCAAAGUCCAUCAUUGUAAGCAGGUACAGACUUGCAGUUCCUAUUAACUACACAAUGAACUUUAGAAUUACAGAGGUAUGAAUGCUUUUAAUUUUUUUGCUCCCAAUUUCCUAAAUGCCCCAAUCUUUGGAUGAUCCAGUACUUUUUUGGAUGAGCUGGCUUUCCUGAUACUAUGCACUUUUAAAAUAACAGAUCACUGAGAAUACAUUACAGUAUUGGCACCCUGUACAUGUAGCUGGGGAGUGGAAAAAUAAUUAUCACCCGCAAUUAAUAAAGAUAAAUGUUCUGAAAGUACUCUCCUGGGAUGCAAAGUUUUAGAUGACUGAAGUUCCCCUUUCAUUUUAAUUCAUUUUAAAUCCUGAUGAGAUUAUAUGACAAAUAGGAAAAAUGUGUAAAUAAGCCUAACUGAUCUCUGUUUUUAAUUUUUUGAGGAUAAAUUCAUAUUGGAAACAAAGCGAGAGCUUGUGUGGUGGAAGUGUGAUUCUUUUCUUCACCUUACUGUGUUCAGUUGUAGUUGGGUUUCAGGCAUUUGUCAAAGGUGAUGAGCAUAUAGAGCCUGUUUUUAUUUUUUUUGUAUACUUGGUUUUACUACAGGAGACUACAAACAAAAUUGUUUCGCGAUUCCCUCUCAAAAUUGUUGCUCAGAUUUUAAAAGACAGAUGUUUGUUUACAGAUGCAGACCAUUCAGAACUAGCAAGCAUUUGUGUUUUGGUUUUAAAUGUACCUGGCUUCCAAAUGUUGUAUAUAAAAUUAUUUUCCAAUAUCAUUUUUAACAAGGUCUAUCAAAUCAACUGCACUAAAAACCACCAAACUGUUACUGUUUUUAAGCUCAAUUCAGACAUAAUGAGGAACCAUGAACUUCUGUGAUGAGAAUGAGCAGCAGUGGGCGUCUUCCUCUUAAUGUUUAGCAUACCUGUUUUGUAUUUGGGAAUAUGGGAUUAUGUUUUAAAAAAAUUAAAGAGAGAUUAAAUUUGCAUCACAUUUGGACUGUUUGCUUGCUUGAACUUGCUGCCAACAGAUGAAAAAGCAUUUCCAUAUGAAAACUAGAAAUUUGAGUGAACAAUGAGUGUUCAUUCUAGUGUUGUUGGGGAUAUUUUUAGAUACUAUCUGUACAGCCAGGAACAACAACAAAAAUUUAUUUAUAGACCGCCAAGCUGGCUGGGUUUCCCUUGCCAUUCUGGGCAACUCCCAAUAGAAUAUUAAAAACACGAUAAAUACAUCAAACAUUAAAAACUUCCCUAAACAGAGCUGCCUUCAGAUGUUUUCUAAAAGUCAGGUGGUUGUUUAUUUCCUUGACAUCUGAUGGGAGGGUGUUCCACAGCGCAGGCACCACUACCAAGGAGGCCCUCUGCCUGGUUCUCUGUAAUUUCGCUUCUUGCAGUGAGGGAACUGCCAGAAGGGCCUUGGAACUGGACCUCGGUGUCUGGGCUGAACAAUGGGGGUGGAGACGCUCCUUCAGGUAUACUGGACCGAGGCCAUUUAGGGCUUUAAAGGUCAGCACCAACAAUUUGAAUUGUGUUCGGAAACAUACUGGGAGCCAAUGUAGGUCUUUCAAGAUGUAGUUUCGGUGGCUGCUCCCAGUCACCAGUCUAGCUGCCGCAUUUUGGAUUAGUUGUAGUUUCUGGGUCACCUUCAAAGGUAGCCCCACAUAGAGCGCAUUGCAGUAGUCCAAGCGGGAGAUAACUAGAGCAUGCACCACUCUGGUGAGACAGUCUGUGGGCAGGUAGGGUCCCAGCCUGCAUACCAGAUGGAGCUGGUAAACAGCUGCCCUGGACACAGAAUUGACCUGUGCCUCCAUGGACAGCUGCGAGUCCAAAAUGACUCCCAGGCUGCGCACCUGGUCCUUCAGGGGCACAGUUACCCCAUUCAGGACCAGGGAGUCCUCUCUCAUUAUUAUUAUUAUGAUUGGAACACCCAAAGAUUGGGGCAUUUAGGAAACUGGGAGCAUCUUGAUAAUAAAAAUGAAUGUAUUACCUAUAAUGCUAUUUUUAUUCCAAUCUAUAUUGAUAGUGGAGCAGGACACUUCAAACAAUGACAAAAGGACAUAAUCUAAAUUUAUACAGCAGGCGGGAAAGCCAAGGAUUAAAUAUAAGUUACUAAUGGAUGCCAAGGAAAGAGGCGGAUUCUCUUGCCAGAUUUAAAGUUAUAUUAUGAGGCAUCCUGCCUCUGCUGGCUUCAUUAAUGGAUAAUGGUAAAUAAUUCAGAUAUAUUAGAUUUGGAAGGUUCUGAUAACAGACUUGGAUGGCAUGCAUAUCUUUGGUAUGGAAAAACAAAAGUACAUAAGGGAUUCGUGAACCAUGUAAGAAAAUCAAUUUAUGCUGUAUGUGGAAAAAUAUAAAAAUCUUUUAGAAGAUAAAACUACAUGGUGGUUAUCACCAUUGUAAGCAAUAUCAGUUAAAAAAACAAACAUGGAAGGUGAAUGGGCAACUUACAAAGAACUGUUAACCAAAGUAGGAAACCAAUUAAAGGUGAAAAAAAAUGAGGAUAUAAGACAUUUAUUAACAGAUUGGAUACAAUACCACCAACGAUCUGUUUAGGCUGGACAAAGGAUUGGGUUUCAGUAAAGAGUUGUCAAGGUUUGAAAAGGAUUUGUUGGGAAAUAAUGAAAAACUAUUGUCAAAAAUGUAUAAACUGUUGGAAUGGGAAACUGAAAAUGAAGAGGUAAAAGCAGUAAUGAUUCAUUAGGUGAAAGAUGUAGGGUACAAUAUACAACUUGCUGACUGGGAAAGAUUAUGGAGGGAGGAUUUGAAGUUCACAGCAUGCUGUACAUUGAAAGAAAGUUAUAUGAAAAUGAUGUACCAAUGGUAUUUGACUCCCACAAGAUCAGCGAAAAUGUACAAAAACAUACGUUGGAAGGGCAAAGAGAAUGAAGGCAUGUUAUGCCACAUGUGGAUGUGCAAAAAGGCUAGAGCAUUCUGGGAAAUUAUAUACUGUAUAAUGAACUGAAAAAAAUGUUUAAGAUAACCUUUGUAAAAAGAACACCCUGAAGCUUUUUUAAUAGGCAUUACAGGAGAAGAAAUACCAGAGGACUUAAAAAGACUGUUUAUGUAUGCAACAACAGCUGAAAGAAUGCUUUUUGCCCAGAAGAGGAAACGCCAACCAAGGAAGAGUGGAAAGUGAAGAUGAUGGACUGCAGAAAUGGCAAAAAAGACUGGGAAGAUCAGUCACCCAGAUGAUUGUAAAUUUUAAAAAGAAUGGUAUAAAAUUAUAGAGUACUUUAAGGAACAAUGUAAAGAUUUAAAGACGUUAGCACGAUUGAUUUAGCACUUGUAAUUUUUAAUAGAUAAAGGAUUAAAUAAGGAUUUAAUUAAAGUUAGAUAUAUGUAAUUAAAUGCGGUUAAAAAUAAAAAAUGUAUCUGUGGAAAACCAGGUGGGGGGGAGGGAAGUCCAGGAGUUCAGGGAAUCCUGCAAUUGUAUAAAUAUUGUUAAAUUUAAGUUUGAAUGAUGUUAAUGAUGAAAAACUGAAAAUAAUUUUUUUAAAGGAAAGGUCAUUCAGAUUGAAAUAUUUUUUUGUGUAAGUUUAGCUGUACUAGACUUUAUUAACUGACUAGUGUGAUAGUUAAUUUUAAAUAAAAUAUUUCUGAAAUUGAAAUGGC
Podarcis lilfordi (Lilford's wall lizard) is the source of this 16795-nucleotide messenger RNA. NCBI's taxonomy places the organism in Eukaryota, Metazoa, Chordata, Lepidosauria, Squamata, Lacertidae. The record is from the annotation of a GenBank genome assembly.